Rotaria sp. Silwood2 is the source of this 1263-nucleotide messenger RNA. The record is from the annotation of a GenBank genome assembly. NCBI's taxonomy places the organism in Eukaryota, Metazoa, Rotifera, Eurotatoria, Philodinida, Philodinidae.
AUGGCAGAAAAAUUCACUUCAAGUGGAAACGAAGACGAGCACGUUGAAUGGAUGUAUGAAUCGAAUUCGGAUCCAUGGUCAAAAUCUCAACUAGAGCAAUGGACUUGCUAUUCCGACGUAGAAAAUCUUAUUAUUGAAGAUGCAUACUCUAAAAAUGAAUCGCAUUUGAUGAUGGAUAAUUAUUAUAUUGAUUUUAAACGUAAAAUUCAAAUUUCAAAAGAUAAUGAGAAUAACCAGAGACCAAUUAAUAGAGUGGUUCGAAAAACGGACAAGACACGAGUACGAGAAGAACGCUUCACAUUUGAUCCUAUUGCUCCAAAGCGUCCUUAUGGACAUGAAUAUGGGUGGGUUUCUCCAUUCAUUUUGGAAGUUAGAAAAUAUCUAAAACUUAUACCUGAACAGUUACCAUCAAAGGACGAUAGCCUUGUUCCCAUGAUUGUUGAAAAGGCCGCUGAUGGUAUAAUUGAAGAAGGCAAGAUUAUUGGACGAUUGUGUGAAGCACAGAAGUUGGCUGAGAAGUUAAAGAACGAGAAAGACAAAGGAAUGAAACAAGUUUGGAUAUGCUGUGCAAAACUGUAUUCAAUGGAAUGCUUUUUAUACAAAAAAUUAAAUGAAGUCAUGAGGCUCAUUGGCAGUGAUGAUCAUGAACAAUUAUGGCGAAGUAAAGUUCGUACAUUAGGACCAUUUUGCUUGCUUUUAUGGGAUAAUCCAUUUCAAACUAAACUGACGACAGAAAAGACACUUUAUCGAGUAGUCAAAUUAACAAAUGAACAAAUUGCUACUUAUGAAGAGAUGGCUAAAAAUCCUAAUGAAUACCGUUCGUUCCAAGCAUUCACUUCGUCAAGUCGAAAUAAAGAUGUGGGAAACAAUUUUCCGACCACUAAUGUUUUAUUCAUCAUGGAAAUAGAAUUUGCUUUCACAGUCGAUAUCGCGCCAUUUUCUGAGUAUCCACAUGAAGAAGAAGAACUUAUUACUCCAGGUGUUUGUUUCACCGUUCAUCGCGUCGAAUUCGACAAGAGUGCAAAAAAGCAUGUAAUCCACUUAAAAUUGAGACAUCGUUUCUCUCGACGCGAUAAACAUCAAUUCCAAAAGGAUCUUACCCAAGCUUCAGGUCCCGAGUACAAUACUCGUUCAGGUCGUAUUACUGGUGAUCUUCUUAUUGAUGGUGUCGAUCUUCGCGAUCUUCUUGAUGAUCAUUUUAGCGGUAUUGCUCUUGACGAUGGUGAUGAUCUUAGUUACGAUCGUGAUGGCAAUCGGCAUUGA